AUGAAUUUCCUUAACAAAGCUCGCAAGAAAGCAGAGGAGGCCUUUAAAGAGAUCCAAACUCAAGCGCAAGCACAAGCACAAGGCAGCGGCCAGUCUCGCCCUCAAAACGCCCAUCAGCAAGCCCCUCACCCGUACCCGCAACAACACAGUCCACAACAAUUUUCACCUCCUCAAUUCCACCACCAACAACAACAAAACUAUCCGCAGCCAGUUUCUCAAGUCCCACAGCAGCAACCAUAUGCCAUUUCACAGCUUCCUCCCCAAGGCAGUCAGCAACCUUCCUUCCAGCAAGGGUACCCCGCCCCACAGCCAAAUCAAUACUAUCCACCUCCUCUACAGGUCUUUGAAGGGGUCCCCUCUCCAUUUGCUCCCGGCCAGCAAUACCCUCCGCCCCCACACCAGCCUUCAGCUCAUGGAAACUACCAGCAGCUUCCCCAGGGCCAUUCUGCUACUGUACCUCAACCCCACGAAGUUCCAGCUCCUGUUCCAACCCCUCAAGCGCGAGCACCGGCAACCAUCGCCGCACCUCAAAAUGCUACUAGUAAAUGCCUUGCCAAAGAGUGGGUAUUACCAUCCCGCCACAGGUUCUACUGUUUUAUCCCAUCCCUUGGAGUUUCAGGAGAGUCAUUUACCCUGUGCGCCAAUUGUUUCCAAUCAAAUGUCGCCUCGUACACUCUUGCAUCCAACUUUAUAGAGUUUCACACUACGAAUGAAAGCCUUCGCCUGGUGUGCGACUUCAGUAUCCCCAGGAUACGAAAUACUUGGUUCUCCCAGUGUGUUCCUCGGAACUCAGUUCAGCCUCUGGUGGAAUUCCCGCGGUUCGCCGAAAAGCUCAGCCCCUGUGAUGGAUCCACCAUAUCAAGUCCCGGUCCCUUUUGGAUCACCAGAAAUCAAAUUAUUCCCGAUCUCGCUGUUUGCCAAACUUGCUUUGAGUUGUUUCUUCGCCUCACUUCAUUCGAAGAACACUUCGAGAACAAAACCUACCUCGAGACUCGAGAUUGGUCCUGUGAUUUAGCAUUUCCCUUCUUUAAGCGGGCCUUGAUUGCAGAACUUGAGAAGACAAGCCCAAGUUUCCAGGACUUGGCUGAUGAAUUCAACCUACGGUUCAAAAUGGCACCGUGCUCUGGAGUCGGAAACCCCAUUUCCACUUUUGAAAACGACCAAUCACAGUCUCUCGUGUUUACUGCCGUCGGAGGCAAAUCAGGAAAUAUCUGUUUUGCGUGCUAUUCCGACUGCCUCGCAAACACCUCCCUAGAAGACGAGUUUGUAGGAGCAGCAUUGGGCGCUGAUCAGAAGACCACGGUGACGUGUGAUCUAGCAUCUGGGUACUCGAAAUCAGCAAUGGAGAUAGCAGUUCAGCAAAGUGACAUCGAAGUUUGGAGAAGCGCUGUUGGUAUGGCAGGAAAGGUUGGUGUGUGCUUUGGAAGGAAGGGGGUGACCGAGGAAGAAUGGGAGAAGAAAGUGGCCGAGCAUGGUUCGCUUGCUCAAUGGUGGCACGUUAACAACUGCCCAAGCAUUGAGAUAUGCCCUUCAUGCUAUUGGCUGAUUGUCAAGCUUUUCAAGGCUGAUAGCAUGUUUUCCCCUAUCACUCGACCCUUGCGAGGUGGUAUUGUGCGGAUGUGUUUUCUCGCCGUCUCAAGUACGCCAUUGGAUACAUCACCUGAGAAUCCCGACAAUUUCGAAAAUUCACUCAUAUGGAGAGGUCGGCGUUUAAGGGAUGCAAUAAGCACCGGAUCCGAAACUGGUAACUUCUCGAAGCUUGAGUCGGAAGCUGCUUCAAUAUCGCAGGAAUUCCCACCCUGUGGAGGCAACGACAGGGGCUUCAAGCGCCCAAGUGGCCGAAAGUGGUACGGGCGACUAUCCCAGAACAUGGCUAGCACCGAUGAUUGCACUGUUGUGAUGUGUGAAGAAUGCUGGUCGCGAACUGUCAGAGGGACUCCGUUGGAAAGUGCAUUCAGCAUGGAUCUCACUGACGCCGCAUAUCAGCACGAGGGAGAAACUGGAUACAUGUGUCAACCAUAUUCCGAUCGUGCUCGAAUGGAGCUUCGCGGUGCUGCUCAACGAGCAAACUUAGCUUCUUUUGCGAGGUAUUGGAACACGAGAGAAGCAUUGCGGAAGAAGAGCCAACAGUGGCUCCCAAUUUUACAACAGCAGGCCCUCAAGCAGCAAAUGCAGAAUCAUCAGCAGAGCAUGAACAUGAUGCUGAAAGUUAACGCCCAGGCAAACGCGCUGUCGAGAAUUGGGGCUGCGGGCGUAGCUGAGGCUGCUAUGAGCGACCCAGGUGUCAGAUAUGGAAACUCUCAGAUCGGCUACGACUCAUACACCAAGGGACGAGCGGAGGCGGAACAGGAUUGGCAGAACGCUUCGAAGAUGGAUACUGGGCUCGGGGCAAGCAUGUCGACAGCGGCAGAGUCGCAGAGGCUCAUACAAUUGGCGUCUAUGGAUGAAGCGGCAUUUAAGGCUUAUGAAUGA
Hyaloscypha bicolor E is the source of this 2472-nucleotide messenger RNA. RefSeq lists its product as uncharacterized. The transcript has 4 exons. NCBI's taxonomy places the organism in Eukaryota, Fungi, Ascomycota, Leotiomycetes, Helotiales, Hyaloscyphaceae. The record is from RefSeq and is a predicted model, not a curated record. The coding region runs from base 1 to 2472 and encodes 823 amino acids.